Molecule: messenger RNA, 1092 nt
Organism: Prionailurus viverrinus (fishing cat)
Lineage: Eukaryota; Metazoa; Chordata; Mammalia; Carnivora; Felidae
Gene: TECRL
Product: trans-2,3-enoyl-CoA reductase like
Exons: 12
Coding region: 1-1092 (363 amino acids)
Biological process (GO): very long-chain fatty acid biosynthetic process
Molecular function (GO): oxidoreductase activity, acting on the CH-CH group of donors
Source: RefSeq, a predicted model, not a curated record
AUGUUCAAAAGGCACAAGUCCCUUGCUUCAGAACGCAAGAGAGAAAUAUUUUCCAGAGGAGCUACACGGUCCAUCCUGAAGAAUGACUUGAGAAACUUCCACUGUUUGUCGCAUUUUGUGCUCUCAGCGGGCCCUCUAAAAUCAAUUCCAGUAGUGAAACAUUCAAAAACUACGCACUUUGAGAUUGAAGUACUUGAUGCUCAAACAAGAAAGCAGAUAUGUAUUGUGGAUAAGGUGAUACAAACAUCUACUAUUCAUGAUGUUAAACAAAAAUUCCACAAAGCAUGUCCGAAGUGGUACCCUUCUAGAGUUGGCCUGCAGCUAGAACGAGGUGGGCCCUUUUUGAAGGACUACAUAACCAUUCAAAGCAUUGCAACUUCCUCCAUUGUCACUCUCUAUUUUACAGACCUAGGUCAACAGGUCAGUUGGACUACAGUAUUUUUGGCUGAAUACACAGGACCUUUGCUGAUAUAUCUCCUCUUUUAUUUGAGGAUCCCAUACAUAUAUGACAUGAAAGAGAGCUCUAGAAGAUUGCGCCACCCAGUGGUACAUGUGGCUUGCUUCUGUCAUUGUAUACACUAUAUCCGCUAUCUUUUGGAAACCUUAUUUGUCCAUAAAGUUUCUGCAGGACAUACACCUUUGAAAAAUUUGAUAAAGGGCUGUGCCUUUUAUUGGGGAUUUACUUCUUGGAUUGCCUACUAUAUUAAUCACCCACAGUAUACCCCACCAUCAUUUGGAAACCGGCAAGUCACAAUAUCUGCUAUCAAUUUUUUGAUUUGUGAAGCUGGAAAUCAUUUCAUCAAUGUAAUUUUGUCUCAUCCUAAUCACACAGGAGUUAAUGCCUGUUUUCCAAGUCCAAAUUAUAACCCCUUCACAUGGAUGUUUUUUCUGGUUUCAUGUCCUAACUACACCUAUGAGAUUGGAUCAUGGAUUAGUUUCACUGUCAUGACACAAACACUGCCAGUUGGGAUUUUUACACUUCUGAUGAGUAUCCAGAUGUCUUUGUGGGCACAAAAGAAGCAUAAGAUUUAUUUGAAGAAAUUCAAUUCUUAUAUGCAUAGAAAAUCAGCCAUGAUUCCAUUCAUACUGUAG